AUGAUAAAGGGUGGUGUUUGGAAGAAUACGGAGGAUGAGAUUCUUAAAGCGGCGGUUAUGAAGUAUGGACUCAAUCAAUGGGCGCGUAUAUCGUCGCUGCUGGUCCGGAAGUCAGCUAAGCAAUGCAAAGCCCGAUGGUACGAGUGGCUGGAUCCUUCCAUCAAGAAGACGGAAUGGACUCGCGAAGAGGACGAGAAGCUGCUGCAUCUGGCCAAGCUGAUGCCCUGCCAGUGGCGCACCAUUGCGCCAAUCGUGGGCCGCACCCCGGCACAAUGCCUUGAUCGGUACGAGAGGCUGCUGGACCAGGCCGUCGCGAAGGACGUCAACUAUGACCCCCGCGAUGACCCCCGGCGGCUGCGGCCCGGUGAGAUCGACCCCAAUCCGGAGUCCAAGCCCGCCCGGCCGGACGCGGUGGACAUGGAUGAGGACGAGAAGGAGAUGCUCAGCGAGGCCAGGGCUCGUCUGGCCAACACACGUGGUAAGAAGGCCAAGCGUAAGGCCCGUGAGAAGCAGCUGGAGGAGGCCCGCCGCCUGGCGCAGUUGCAGAAGAAACGCGAGCUGAAGGCGGCGGGUAUUGAGGUCCGUGGACGCUUCAAAAACGCGCGUGCCGUCGACUACAAUGCCGAGGUACCGUUCGAGCUCAAGCCGCAGGCUGGCUUUUACAGCACUGAGGAGGAGGAGCAAGUCACCCGCAGCAUGCAGCAGGAGUUCCGUCCAGUGACUGUGGAGGAGCUGGAGGGCCGUCGCCGCAAGGACAUCGAGGAGGCGCUCAUCAAAAAGGACAUCAAGCGUCAGAAGCUUAAUGAGAUGCACGACGCGCCAGGGGCGGUGGCGCAGGCCAUGGGGCUGGACCAGCAAGGCGCACGGAGGAGGGGCAAGCUCAUGCUGCCGGCGCCACAGGUCAGUGAGGCCGAGCUGGAGCAAAUCGCAAGGCUUGGAGUAGACGGCGCCCUCGAGGCUUCUGUGCAGGAGGGAGCCGGCGGCGACGCCACUCGUACAUUGCUGGGGCAGUACGGCCAGACGCCGCGGCUGGGGCCCGGCGCCACGCCAAUGCGCACGCCGCGCACUGGCGCCGCCGGUGGUGGCGAUCGCAUUAUGGCAGAGGCCGCAGCACUGGCUCGGUUACAGGGCAUGGGCACGGUUCUGGAGGGAGGCGAUACCGGCGUGGACGUGGCGUCAAUGGAUUUUGCUGGCGUGACGCCGCGCCAUGUAGUGGCGGCGACGCCGAACCCUCUUGCAGCGAUGGCGACGCCGUCGGUGCGUGGCGGCGCUGCUGCCGGAGGCGGCGGCGCCACCGGUGCGCGUAUCGUACCGGCGAUAGCGGGCGCUGCCGCCACGCCAUCCGUGGCGGGAACACCGCUGCGCGGCGGCGGCAGCUCCGCCGUCCCUGGCGCCACGCCGCUGCUGCCUGUCAUCCGUGAUGAGCUGGGUCUGAACGAGGCGGAUGUGAUGGCGGCGGCGAUGGAGAUGUCUGGAGGUAAUAAGCGUGCGGCGGCGGCGCGGCAGGCGGCGGUGCGCGGGGAGCUGCGGGACCGGCUGGCGGGACUUCCGGCGCCACAGAAUGAGUACGCGUUUGAGGUGCCGGAGGUGGAGCAGGAAGCACCCGCGGAGGAGAUGGAGGAGGACCUGGCGGAUGCGCGGGCACGUAAAGCCCGCGAGGAAGAGGAGCGGCGCCGACUGGAGGAGCUCAAGAAGUCUAAGGCGGUUCAGCGGCAGCUGCCGCGACCACUGUCCGUGGACUCCCUGCCGGGUCCCAAGGUGGCUGCGAGUGCCGGGGUUGCGGCGGGUGGUCUGCGGGAGCGGGCGGAGGAGCUGGUCGCGGCGGAAAUGGCGGCGCUGCUCACACACGACGCUAACAAGUACCCGGUGAAGGACAGCAGGGCCGACACCAAGAAGAAGUCCACCGGUCCAGCCUCCCGCCCCGCCGGGCCCUCGGGGCCCCUGGAGGAGUUUGACCUGCAGGAGCUCAAGGCAGCUGACGAACUGGUGCAGCGGGAGGUUGCCUUCCUGCGCAAGGCCUGGGACCACACAGCCCUGCCCCCCUCGGACUACCUGGACGUCUGGCUGGCAGUGCACCGGGACCUCAUCUACCUGCCCUCCCGCCAGCGCUAUGAGCGAGCUGCCUCUGCAACGAAUGUGGAUCGAAUCGAGUCCAUCAAGUGCGAGUUCGAGUUUGUACGAGGGGACAUGGAGCGCGAGGCGCGCAAGGCCGCCAAGUUGGAAGCCAAACUGGGUUUGCUGCUGACAGGACUGCAGCGGCGGCAUGGAGAGUUGUCCGGUCGGAUUGGGGAGCUGUGGGGUCAGGUCCGAGAUGCAGCACAGGAGCUGGCGUGUUUUAAGGCCCUACAUGAGAGGGAGCUGCACGCUGCCCCCGAGCGCCUGGAGGCCCUUGGGGAACUAUUGUCAGCAGCUCAGCGGCGGGAGGUGGAACUGCAGGAGCGCUAUAAGGCCCUCACCCGCCGGAUGGAGGACCUGACAGAGGCACUUGCCAGGACUUGAAUGCGGAACAGGGUGGGAGACGGGGCCAUAGCUGAGUCAUGAUGAGCAGGUAGCGCAGAGGGGGUGAGUGUUGGCAAGGAGGGUGGCUGCGAUGGAUUUGGUUUUGUGCAUUGCACGGGGCCGAGCCAGGAACAGCGCAAUCACCAUAUAGUUCAGGUGAGUCUACGCGGAUUCGAGGUUAGCGUUUUCCUGGCUGGCUGUUUGUGUGGAACUGCCCUCCUAAUGCGGAUUGAGGGCAGGCACUCAAGGGUGGCGUAGGCGGUGCUGCAGUAUUUGCGAGAGCGGUGCCUAAAAAUACUGAUGCGCUCGGCGAUCAAUCUGUUGGCUAACCUAAUUCCAUCGAUGAGGCUGUUUGUCUGUAAUCUUUCGGAUAUG
This is a messenger RNA of Volvox carteri f. nagariensis, 2874 nucleotides long. RefSeq lists its product as uncharacterized. NCBI's taxonomy places the organism in Eukaryota, Viridiplantae, Chlorophyta, Chlorophyceae, Chlamydomonadales, Volvocaceae. The record is from RefSeq and is a predicted model, not a curated record. Bases 1 to 2499 code for a protein of 832 amino acids. Gene Ontology annotation, biological process: mRNA splicing, via spliceosome. The transcript is spliced from 14 exons. Gene Ontology annotation, cellular component: Prp19 complex; spliceosomal complex.